Messenger RNA from Boeremia exigua, 3870 nucleotides. RefSeq lists its product as uncharacterized. Gene Ontology annotation, molecular function: nucleotidyltransferase activity. The coding region runs from base 1 to 3870 and encodes 1289 amino acids. The transcript is spliced from 3 exons. Gene Ontology annotation, biological process: RNA 3'-end processing. NCBI's taxonomy places the organism in Eukaryota, Fungi, Ascomycota, Dothideomycetes, Pleosporales, Didymellaceae. The record is from RefSeq and is a predicted model, not a curated record.
AUGGGCGACCGCCACCACGCCAGCGCUGUCUAUUUCUACGCCCCGCAUCCGCUAACCGCUGCCGCCUAUCCAGACCACGGGCUCGUCCAAGGGCGCUCUCCGCGACGCGCCGUGCACUCGCCCGCCGCCCUCGCCGUCCACGGCUGGUCUCCGCUGCCGGGCUCGUGCUCGCCAUUGAACCCGCUGCGCUCGCUCAAGCACUGCCGCCACCCCCCGUCGGCCCUGCCCUCGCCGCCGACGCCGUCGACCCGCCUGCAUCUCGCGCGCAGCGACCCAACGCACCCCCUCGCCGCCGCCCCGCCUGCGCCCGCCACCGCCGUCGUGUCUCCGCACUACAGCCCGCCACCGCAGCGGGAAGAGCCCCGUUCUGUGCCCCAGAAGCUCUUUGUCAAAACGGCGCUCACGCGUCAGCAGCUCGAUGGGCAGAGCGAGCCAGCGUCCAGCGUGCACACCAGCGCGCCCAAGAUGACAUCAAGCCACGUGCGGAACGGCAACUCCGCCGCAGGCAAGCGCGAUGAUGCCAGCAGCACGCCCCAGCGCCUCCAGCGCCCCUCGAUAGUGUCCCAGCACUCCAAUUCGGUGCCGUCGACGCCCUUGCAGCUCGCCCGCAAGUACGAGUCGCGCUCGCGCUCCCCGUCCCCCAACAGUGGCUUGGGAAGCCACUCGCCGCGCUCCGUGUCGUCCGAGGCCAACAGCACCAUGCCAACCCUGCGUCUGGGGCGGCCUUUCAAGUGCAAGUACGAGACGAACGCGGGCUCCUUAGGGCGCAGACGGAUGCCGUACGAAUCGUCGGAAAUCCUCGAGUUGGCGAAAGAGGCCCCUAAAAAGGCAUUGGACCCCCACGAAGACGACAAGCUUAGUGGUGACAUGCGUGAACUGUACGACCGGUUACAGCCCAGCCUAGACAAUACUCGCAAACGCGAUCUUUUCGUCCAGAAGGUGGAACACAUACUCGAGGCUGAAUUCCCUGGACAUUUGUCCAAGGUGCACGUUUUCGGCUCCUCGGGCAACAUGCUCUACACUACGGACAGUGAUGUCGACAUUUGUAUCCAAACCCCCAUGGUCUCUCUGGAAGAGGUGCAUCCGCUCGCCGAGGCCCUAGACAAGCACGGGAUGGAACGUGUAGUCUGUAUACCACAGGCCAAGGUCCGCAUAGUAAAGGUCUGGGAUCCCGUACUGGAGCUUGCCUGCGACAUGAACGUGAACAAUGUAGCAGCGCUCGAGAACACGCGCAUGAUAAGGACCUACAUCCAGAUCGACGAGCGCGUGCGACCAUUGGCUAUGAUCAUCAAACAUUGGACAAAGCAGCGUCUUCUCAACGAUGCUGGCAUCGGCGGAACAAUCAGCUCGUACACCUGGAUCUGUUUGAUUAUCAACUUCCUCCAAACUCGAGACCCGCCAAUCCUGCCGGCCUUGCACAACCUUCCUUUCCGAGAGAUUGACAGUCUCACAGGCCUGCCGUCACACUCUGGCUUUGCUGAUGAUGUCAAGAAGCUCCGCGGUUUUGGAGAUGCAAACAAGGAAACAGUCGGACAGUUGCUGUUCCACUUCUUCCGGUUAUACGGACAUGAGAUAGACUACGAGAAAGAGGCCAUCUCGGUUCGGCAAGGAAAACGCAUCGCACGAGAAGAAAAGGGCUGGCAUCCAGGAGGUGGGCAAAAAGAAGGCACAAAUCGACUUUGCGUAGAAGAGCCGUUCAACGUCGAGCGCAACCUGGGAAAUUCUGCGGACGACUAUGCUUGGCACGGACUGCACCUAGAAAUUCGGCGAGCGUUCGCUUUGCUCGCUGAUGGACAGCAGCUUGACAAAGCUUGCGAGCAGUAUCAGUUCCCGGUUGAGGGAAAGCCCAACCCUCUGCUUUUCCAGAAACCGACUUCAAAGAAGGCUACACUUACUUCCAGUGUUCCAAUUAGGAGUAGCCGAGGAGGUUCGGGCCAUCGUGGUGGAAGAGGCGGAUUCAGCAUCAAGGGACAGCACAAUAAUGGCAGCCGCAGGUCAUCUGGUAGCCAACCUUUUGCCCAAGGACGGCCGGGUUUCUUGCAUAGUCCACCGAUCCAGCAUGGGUCUGGCCAGGAAUACUUUACCGUUCGAGGGAUUCAUGAUCAGUUGCAUGAUCAGCUGUAUCAGCAGUAUCAGAUGCUAGAGAUGCAGUCGAACUCGUUGCGCGCUCAACUAGCAGCCCAACAGCAUGCUCAACAAGCGCACCGUGCAGCCCAGAUGCACGCACAUGCUGUCGCGCAGGCACAAGCACAACACUUUGCCCCCAAUAGCGCGAAUGGAUCUCCACAGAAGUCGCCAUAUGUCAACGGGAGAUCAAGUCCCAGAUUGGCUGAUCUUAACAUUCCACCAAAUGCUCUUCCUCAGGGAUUCAUGUACCCAUAUUCUGGCUUCUUCAACACACAGCACGCAACUGCUGCUCAAGAUUCAGUGCGGACAAAUCCAUCAUCCCCCUCAUUGAGCAAUAGCAUGCCUGGAGCACGUCGAGUCGUCCACCGGGCCUCGAAUGCUAGCGACACAAGCGUUAGCCGCUCUCAGUCACAACCUGCUCGUGGUCUACCACAACAGCCUGUAUUGGCUAGCUAUCCCCCAAUGCCUCAAUUUUAUGACCCUUCCACAUUCGGCGGAUAUCCUGUCGCAAAAUCAUCUCAGAAUACGUCCGAGACGCACUCUACCUCCGACUCGCACUCAAGCCCGCCUUCUCACAAUGCUGAACCCGCAGGUUCAGCAAUGUCCAGCACACCAAAAGAACAUGUAGGCUAUUAUGUCUCCGACCAGUCUCCACGUUCGCUUCAAGAGUAUGUCGUUGGCGCCAUACCAUCAUUCAGCGAAUUGGCGCAAAGAAAGAAGCGAGUAUCCCAAGAGAUCACCCAGCCCCUUCUCAACACUGCACUGCGGCGGGUCUCUCGUUCGCCCUCACCACUUCGAGGACAUGUUCACAACGACUCGAAAGGACCGGUCCCGACCUUGCCAACCGACGAGGAACGCAGAGUCCGCGUAGAUUACGUUCGCCCACCUCUUGAUCUUGGGCCUGUCAUCGUGAACGGCUCGUUUCCAACGCCGCCUCGUGAUCAACACAGGAAUGAACUGCCAGACGGUGUUACAACUGACAACCUUGCCUCGUCCCCUGUCAGCGCUUAUGCAGGCCAACCAGGCUUGCAGCAGAACACGCAACAGCAAAUCAAGGAGCUCCAAGUUCGACAGCAACUUGUACUCGAGGAGAUGCGGAGACAGAGUACAGUAAACUCGACGAGCAGCCCAGUCGCAAACGGCUCGACAAAGGGCAACUCCCAGGCUGACGCCAACAAUUGGAUACUUGGAGCGAGCGAAGAUCAACGGCCUUGCGCAGAUGCUUCCAAACAUACCCUAGAUUCCGAUGCUGAUAAAAUCCAGCAUGCACACAUCGAGGACGUUUCUCCCCAGCGAGACGUUCCCCCAUGGCGAACUACAGCCUUGCCGAAUGGUCUUUCCUCUUUGGAUACGGCGAAUGCUUCUCGUGCCUUACCCCAGGAGAUCAAGACAGCUAACUUGCCGCUGCUCUCACCAGUUUUCGAAAAACGCACGCCUUCGCCGACUGCCAAUAGGCAGACAGAACACAAGACAGUGAGUAGUGGCAAGGGCCAGCAGAAAGAGACCAGUCAACAGCCUCGUCGAGCAUCACUUUCCAAAACAGUCCCUUCCAAGGACAAUACUCGCAACGCCCAAAGUAAACUAAACGAAAAAAGUCAAAAGCCGAGCUCGUCCACCAGCAAUUCUGGGUCGUGGCAGAACCCACAGGGUCGAAGGAAGAAGAACAACCGGAAGAAGACGACAGAGCAAAAGUCGACAGGCGAACCAUUGCCUACGAAUUAUUCAGAGCGUAAAGGAGGAUAG